AUGGCAGAAACCAUCGGAGCCGCCACUGCAGAAUGGACCGGGGAUGCUGUGGAAGAUCGUCAGCAGGAGGAGACGGCUGAGAAGAUGCGUCAACAGCGGCAGCAACAGCUUCUAGCCAAGUGGGUGUCAGAGCAAAAGGUGGUCCGCCCGGAGCUUGUCCGAUCCAUCUACGCAUGUCAGGCACUGGACUUCGUGGGCAGUGCAUUUCGGGGUGGCAGCGUGCGGAAGCUUGUCAGGUUGCACCAGAAAAGCAAGGCCACUAAACGCAUUGAUGAAUUUUGGUCACAUUCCUGGCAGAAAAGACCGUACCAGAAGGUUUUGUGCUUGCUUUUCCUGAAGAAUGGUGUCGCAGCAAGUCUAACUGGCACACUGGCUGCCUCCAUGGUCUGCAUUUUCAUGCGUUAUGGCUUUCUACUCGUUCGCCUCAGCGAUGACAUCAACAGAAGAGGCGAACAUCUUGGCAUGCUUUUCCUCUGCACCGUGACUGGCACCCUCGUCGCAGUCUUGACGCUGUUCAUGUGGCGCUCCAGUACCAAAGUCUUUCUGGACGUUUGCUGCAUUGACCAGGUGAAUGUUAAAAACAAGCAAGAAGGAAUCCUGAGCUUGGGCGGCAUUUUGAACAGCUGCAAGACCUUGUUGAUCCUCUGGGACGAAACGUACAUUGAGAGGCUUUGGUGUGUGUUUGAGAUUGCCGCUUUUGCGCACCGAAGCGGUAAACCCCGCACGGCUAUCAAGCCAACCCUUCUGGGCAAGGCUGCCCUGGCUACUUAUGCUGGAAGCUCGGCCCUGUCAUUGCUUGUGCUUGAAAUGAUGCAUGUGAAGUACCGGCACGUCAUGUCCUACGUGCUGUCUGGCUCGUUUUUUGUAACUUGGUACCUGGGCGUCGCUUCCUUCCGAUCAUACCACUACUCGAUCGAGAUCUUGCGCAGGCAGCUGCAGAAUUUUCGUUUAGCAGACACAAAAUGCAACUGCUGUAUGCUGGGCCAUGUUGGUAGUGACGGCAGGGUCUUGCCUUGUGAUCGUGAGAUUGUGGAGAGCUGCAUUUGCAACUGGUUUGGCAGCGUGGAACAGUUUGAGCUCUUCAUUGUGCCCCUGCUUCGCAGCACCUUUGACAACGAACUCGGGCAGCAUACUUUCCCCUACAUCUACUUCCUGGUGGUGUUCUGUCCAGUCUUCUGGACAGGCAUGGAUUUGAGUGCGGGCCACCGCUGGGGUAGCUGGUGGGCGUUUCAAUUCACAGGCUACUGGCUGGGUGUCAUGCCUGCAACCGCGAAAUUGGGCCUCUACCUCUCCAGCUACUUCUGCAGGCCAAGACGAUACAAGGUGUGCGACAUGCUGCUGAAUCUUGUAAUUGUCCUGGUGAUGAACCUUUGCUUCUUGGCGGCCCUCCAGGCUGCGACUGUGUUGAAUCCCAAAGGCCGCUGGAUGAAUCAGUACACCAAGGACAUGAAUCUCCGAGGAUUCUUGCUCUUCGUGGCCUACUGCAUUCCUUCUGUCGUGAUGUUCGGCAUGCCAGCAGCGUUUCGUUUUGUGCGCUCGCGCCUUGCCGGGAUGGAGCGGAACUCCGUCUAG
Messenger RNA from Symbiodinium natans, 1572 nucleotides. The record is from the annotation of a GenBank genome assembly. Lineage: Eukaryota; Dinophyceae; Suessiales; Symbiodiniaceae.